Cherax quadricarinatus is the source of this 1916-nucleotide messenger RNA. NCBI's taxonomy places the organism in Eukaryota, Metazoa, Arthropoda, Malacostraca, Decapoda, Parastacidae. The record is from RefSeq and is a predicted model, not a curated record.
CGGAGAAGGCACACUGGAUGUGUUGGCCAAUAUGUGGAAUGGACUUUAGUAUCAAUUAGAUGUAUUUUGGGCCACUAAAGGUGCACAAGUUUAGGUUGCAUACAUCAGAUUAGUAAGUAAGUAAGUUUAUUCAGGUAUACAGAAAUACAGUUACAUAGAAUUAUCAUACAUAGCAGCAUAUGUGUAGAGAACCUAGGAUAACCCAAAAAAGUCAGAGUGACGUGAUGGUGAAAGUGUUUCUUCUUUUUUGGGUCACCCUACCUUGGUGGGAGAUGGCCAGUGUGUUAAAAAAAUCAGAAAAGGAGUUUGUAUUGUAUAGGAGUAUACAAUAGAAUAUGUUGUGCUGUUGGUUCCAGCAACAUCUCCAGCCUACUGAGGCAGGCUGAUUGUGAUUUGUAAGCCACCAUAAAUAAUGGAGAGUGAAGCUGAACAUUCUACCACCUGUAACCUUGACACCUCAUACUGUAUAACAAAAUUUCUUGCGGACUCUCUUUUGCGUUUCCUAAUUAGUUAAGAUGCAGGUUAACAUUUAUUUGCAUGGUUAUGUGCGAGUCAGCUGCUCUCGAUGUUUAACAAUAAAUUAGUCAUUGGCUUCAUUUAUAGUUUGGUUUAAUAUGUUUAUUAUGCACCCCAUACCCAUCCUGUGGGCGGUAGUCAAAAGAUUACAGAGGUACAUAAUUGGUCCAGGGACUGGACCCCAAAGUUUUGAUGGAUGAACAAGAUACAAAGGAAGUGUCAAAACUACGGAAGUGUCUCCUGCUGAGGCUCAGGAAAAAUAACCAAGGAACAACGUAAACAAAACUGAUCCUGCCCUGGUUAUCAGGUCACUUUCCUGCCUUGCAGGUCACUGUCUUACCUACCAGGUCACUGCCUCACCUACCAGGUCACUGUCACCUACCAGCACCAGGGUUUUGCCAUUACUGCUUUUCAAAUGGCAGAUUUUGCAUAUUAUGACUAUGACCAAGAAUCUGACAGUGCAGAAUACGUAGAUUAUUAUGAUGAGGAUAUAUAUGAGUUCCCAGGUGAAGAGCCUUGGGAAGAAGAAGAAGAGGAAGAAGUCACAUCCCAGUUUACUUUAUCAGAGUUGUAUGAGUACUGCGUUGUUCCAACUCUCUCUGAUUCUUACCACCACCUUUACAACUUGUUAGUGUGGUCCCUUAUCUUCAUGCUCACAACUAGAAUUGUACGUCCUCCUGCAUGGCUUGUGCACCUGAUCUCUACUGCAUGUGGUUGUGUGGUUGUUUGGGACCUAUUUGGUCUUCGUACAGGCUACAUGGCCUGUCUCACAGGAGUGGGAAUCCUCGCCCUUGUUGUCUCUCACUAUGCAUCUCAGUCUCGCCGAGGCCCUUGGACCUGUGUGGCAUGUGUUGCUUUUCUCAUCUUUGGGGAGUUGUGGUGGGCUGACCCAGUUGACUGGCAUAGCAUACGAGGUUCCCAGAUGAUCAUCUUAAUGAAGCUGGUGUCUGUUGGAUAUGACCUGGAUUCUGCAACACUUCUCAGUCCCCCCAAUCCUCUAGAGAUAGCAGGAUACAUCAUGAAUCCUGGCACUGUUAUUUUUGGUCCCUGGUUUUCAUUUAGCUCAUACCUGAAAGUUGUUGGACCAUUAUCUUGGAGUCUGUGGUUGAUCCCUGGUAUUGUGCUUCGCCUGGCACUGAGCAUCAUGUUCCUGCUGGUAUCCACUUGCUACACCUCCUGGCUUGUCCCAGAUUCAGCCAAUAGAUGGGGAUUGGCAUAUAGAGAAGCACUCUCUUUUCGAUUUAGUCACUACUUUGUCUCUUACCUGAGUGAAACAUCUGCUCUUCUUGCUGGUUUGGAUAUGAGCAAGGUUGCCAGGCCAUAUUUUAUUGAGCUUCCACGAUCUCUUGUUGAGGUGGUUAUAUACUGGAAUGUGCCUAUGCACCACUGGCUCAAGACCU